AUGCCCACCCCGAAUGGUGACCCGAUGCUCUAUCAUUUGAUGAUGUUGCAUGAGGUUCGUGAUGUAGAGGUAGUCAGGGCUAGGAGGUUUUGGUUCGAGUUACAAGGCAGGGUGGUUGAAUAUGGUGAAAUAGAAUUUUGCUUGAUUAGCGGUUUGAGAUUUGGACCGUAUGUUGAUAUAAUAAAUACAAAAGUCAGCAAAAGUUUAGCAUUAAGGAAUCGGUUGUUCCCUAAUGUGAGAGAUGAAGAUUUACGGCUGAAUGAUUUAGAAAACUACGUAAAAGGCUCAGCAUUCUCGAUGUGUAGCGAUGAGGAUGCGGUAAUGGUUAUGCAAAUGAUAUUUUUGUUAAGGGGUCUCAUAGGACGAUACGACAAUACGUGCUUUCCGUCGGCAAUGUAUGAGCUAGCCGAUAGUCAAUAUAAUUGGAAUAGGUUCCUCCGUGACGGAACCAUUGAAGAACAGAAAAGGGAAAAACCACAGAAGGAAAAUAAUGUAGCAAAAAGACCAUUACUAUUGGACAAUUAUGCAGAUUGUGAUGAUGAAUUUUGGAAAUUACGGGGAAAAAAGAUGGGGGCGGUAUUUGUGGAGCAUAGACUUUUAAGGGAUAUUGACAUGAAUUGCCAAUUUUGGUCUAGUUUACUUGGUAUUGGCUUUGGAUGGUUGCUCUUUGAGGAAAUAAGUCCGUCGAAUGGUAGGUGGACGAUUAUUAAUCCUGAAUGCACGACUUUGGAACCUAGGAAACAACAUUAUUUGAGGCGUAUAACAGUCGGGAUGGUUGAUGGACCACAUUGGAAGGAUAUUGAUCAGUUAAAUGGUGUGGUUUCUUUAAAAAAACAUGCGAGUGGUGGUAGUUUCAAAUCGUUGGAAGAUAGUAUAUUAAGUGAACUAGACCAUAUAUCAUAUUGGGCCCAUUUUCCCAAUAGACAGAAACCUACUGAAGUGAAAUUCGUUAAAGCUAAACAUGUGCCACAGCAGGAAAAAGUAGAAAAAGGAGAAAGAGGAGAUUGUGAAGUUUUUGUGUGCAUGUUCAUGGAAAUGCUUGCAUCGGGUGUACCAGUGGAGACACGUGAAUCACCUAGAGGUAUGGGAUUUACUUAUCAUAAUAGGAUGGCAGAAAUUAUUUGGAAUAGUAGAUUUUGA
Messenger RNA from Lactuca saligna, 1140 nucleotides. The record is from the annotation of a GenBank genome assembly. NCBI's taxonomy places the organism in Eukaryota, Viridiplantae, Streptophyta, Magnoliopsida, Asterales, Asteraceae.